AUUGACGUGAGUUUUUGUGAGCGGGCAAUAGCAGAGAAAGACAGACAGCAGCCAUGGACUUCUCCGUGCUCUCAGAGGCCUUGGAAUCCAAAUCCUACUCCAAGAUCGCAGAUAUCUGCGACAACCUCAUGCUUCAGGUCGCAGCGGAGGGCUUCGCCUUUCAGGACGAGUGGCCCUACACCAUUCAUCUUCUCGGUCACAUUUAUUCCGAUGAUAUUAACAGCGCGCGGUUUCUUUGGAAAUCAAUACCUCUGGCGAUCAAAGACAGCCAGCCGGAACUGGUUGCGGCUUGGAAAAUUGGUCAGAAGUUGUGGAUUCGAGACCAUGGUGGUGUUUAUGAGGCUAUUCGUGGGUUUGAUUGGAGCCAGCAAGUUCAAGGCCUUGUUGCUGCUUUUUCAGAGCUUUACACAAAGAAGAUGUUUCAGUUGCUGCAAUCUGCUUAUUCUACAAUAAGCAUCCAAGAUACUGCUCUCUUCCUUGGAAUGGACAAGGAUAACACCACAAAUUAUGUAGUACAACAAGGUUGGAUUGUGGACCCUUCUUCUCAAAUGUUUACAGUGAAGAAGCAACCUGUUGUUAAAGAGCAGAAACUAGACCGCAGCAAAUUGCAGAACUUGACAGAAUAUGUGUUCUGUCUAGAGCAUUGACAGGGAUUUUUAAGGCGAUGGAGCUAUGAUGUGUUUUUGAACCGGCAUGUUAGCUUUUAAGUCAUUUGGAAGAGAAUGCUUUGAAAGCCGUCGCUUGUUGCAUUUCUUCAAAAGUUUUGAAGUCCUAUGGUAUAUGUAUAGCAUAUUUUACGUGAUAAUUUUCUUUUCAUGCCCGAUUAAAAUUUUCUGAUGUUGAAUUAUUCAGUUCCUUUGGAUUCGUUUCCGUA
Molecule: messenger RNA, 874 nt
Organism: Morus notabilis
Lineage: Eukaryota; Viridiplantae; Streptophyta; Magnoliopsida; Rosales; Moraceae
Product: COP9 signalosome complex subunit 8
Exons: 5
Coding region: 54-647 (197 amino acids)
Biological process (GO): protein deneddylation; COP9 signalosome assembly
Cellular component (GO): COP9 signalosome
Source: RefSeq, a predicted model, not a curated record